Messenger RNA from Penicillium nucicola, 1848 nucleotides. Its product is annotated as phenol 2-monooxygenase. Lineage: Eukaryota; Fungi; Ascomycota; Eurotiomycetes; Eurotiales; Aspergillaceae. The transcript is spliced from 3 exons. Gene Ontology annotation, molecular function: FAD binding. The record is from RefSeq and is a predicted model, not a curated record. Bases 1 to 1848 code for a protein of 615 amino acids.
AUGGCUGAAAAUUAUGAUAUUGUCGUCAUUGGGGCAGGUCCAACAGGCCUGAUGUUUACAGCGUGCAUGUUGCGCCUGGGUAAAUAUAAGAUCAAACACAUCGAUGAUCGAGCCGAGCCCACAAAAACCGGCCGCGCAGAUGGUAUUCAGCCGCGGACUCUGGAUAUAUUGCAAAACUUGGGAUUGAAACGAAAUAUUAUGUCUGAGAAUCCUGGUAGAAUAUAUGAAACCGCAUUCUGGAACCCAAUGGGCCAAAGCCAGGAGUCGAUCGAGAGAACGAGCACAUGGAGGAGCUUCCCAGAAUCGAUUGAUACAAGGUAUCCAUUCUCCACUAUACUGCACCAGGGGCGCAUUGAGAGCAUCUUUCUAGAUGAUCUUAAGCAAAAGGGGCUGAAGGUUGAUCGACCAUGGUCGAUUGACAGCUUUGGGGAUAGCAAGGAUACACAAUAUCCCAUUGAGGUGCGGUUGGUUGAUGCCCAUGGAACACAACGUUCCAGCAUCAAAACCAAGUAUAUCUUUGGUGCCGAUGGAGCAAGAAGCAUGGUCCGUGAGAAACUUGGGAUUGAAAUGAAGGAAAGACCCUCUCCUCAGCAAAUGUGGAGUGUGAUCGAUGGUGUCGUCAAGACAAAUUUCCCAGACAUACUGAUGAAAUGUACCGUGCAUUCUUCCAGUGGUUCAGCGAUGAUCAUUCCUCAUGGGCAAAAUGUAGUGAGAAUUUACGUUCAAAUUUUCCCGCCUCUUGAAGAGCCGCGUAUGUCAUCUACCGUGACUCAAAUCAAGCAAGCAGCCCAGCAGAUCUUUAGACCUUACUGGAUGGAAUGGGAAAGAGUGGACUGGUAUUCGUCUUACCAUAUUGGCCAAGCAGUAGCCAGCAAAUACUCCAUGAAUGAGCAAAUCUUCAUUGGUGGCGAUGCAUGCCACACCCACAGUCCCAAAGCUGGCCAGGGGAUGAAUUAUGGAAUGGCAGAUGCCCAUAACUUGGCGUGGAAACUACACCUUGUGGAGUGUGCCUUUCUCGACCGACGCAUACUACAAACCUAUGAGGGAGAGCGCAAAUUAGUCGCAAAUGCGCUGAUCAAUUUUGAUGCCGGGUAUGCAGAUCUCUUUUGUGAGCAGUCUCCAUGCUCGAACGGAGAAGAAAAAAGCGAAUUAAAUAAUCGAAGGAUGGAUUUUAUCAACAAACACAAAUCUACCCUGACUCUUGUUAGUGGAUACGGUGUCCGCUAUCCAAACAACAUCUUGAACUGGGGACCCAGAUAUCCUGAAAAUUCGACUAUGUCCGUGUUCAGUCCACCAGGAAUCAAACUCGCACCGGGAUCUAUUUUCCCUCAUGCAACAGUGACACGCGUCAUUGAUGCGCAUGUCACUUACCUUGAGCAAGAUAUCCCCUUCAAUGGCAGCUAUCGUAUCUACAUUUUUGCUGGAGAACCAGCUCGAACACGACAAGCGAUGCUAGAUUUCGCUCGGGGAUUUGAAGAAUCCCCGUUUUUCUCGCGAUUUCGACAUCCAGCCAUUGACGCUUCAUUUGAUGGCCGGCAUAAUCCUCACUCUCCGUUCUUCUCUUUCUGUAUUGUUUUCAAUGCCUUCAGAGAAUCUAUUGACAUUUCAACGGCGCUUCCAGAGUUUUUUUCUCAGUGCAGAUAUCAUGUCUACGCGGACGAUGAACUGUAUGGAAAAUACUCUGCGUUGAAAGGCUCUGUGCAUGCUAAGAUGGGGGUUGACCCGCAGCUUGGAGGAUUGGUGGUUGUGCGCCCAGAUGGCUACGUUGGUUGUACUUUGUCAUUGAUGGAAGGGUCCGCAAUCAGUCGAGGACUUGCAGAGUACUUCCAAGAAGGGGCGGGCGAAUAA